Molecule: messenger RNA, 603 nt
Organism: Cryphonectria parasitica EP155
Lineage: Eukaryota; Fungi; Ascomycota; Sordariomycetes; Diaporthales; Cryphonectriaceae
Exons: 1
Coding region: 1-603 (200 amino acids)
Source: RefSeq, a predicted model, not a curated record
AUGCCCCCGAGUUUCGAUGAGCAGCAAUACUGGCACGAGCGAUUCAAGACCGAGACCUCCUUUGAAUGGCUAAUCUCAUCCGAAGCCUUUUUAUCCAUCCUGGAACCUCAUCUCGAGAGGCUGCACAAAUCAUCCAGAAUCUUGCAGGUUGGCUUCGGCACAAGUGAUUUGCAAAACCACCUCCGCGCUCGCGGGUUCAACGAUAUCCUCAACAUUGACUACGAGCCCCUAGCCAUUGAGCACGGACUCAAAGCGGAACAAGAAGCAUUCGGUGAUGUGCGCAUGAGAUACGCAGUAGCAGACGCCACCCAGCUCGAGUCCUUCCCGGAACAAUAUGACCUUGUGAUUGACAAGAGCACUGUCGAUGCGAUCUCGUGUGGUGGCCAGGAGGCUUUCUCGCGCAUGUUCCAUGGCGUGAAGAAUUGCCUGGCCCGAGGGGGUUUCUGGCUAUCGCUCAGUUACUCCUCGUCAAGAUUUGCUGUUGAUGACUUGCCCUUUGAUGUCGAGGUAAUUGAGAGAAUUCCUACAUCCAAGGCCAAGACCACGGACCCAGACAUCUUCUACUACUGCUACCUCCUUCGACCGAAACAUGGAAGACCAUGA